Molecule: messenger RNA, 1905 nt
Organism: Eupeodes corollae
Lineage: Eukaryota; Metazoa; Arthropoda; Insecta; Diptera; Syrphidae
Gene: Bmcp
Product: mitochondrial uncoupling protein Bmcp
Exons: 6
Coding region: 199-1101 (300 amino acids)
Biological process (GO): mitochondrial transport
Cellular component (GO): mitochondrial membrane
Source: RefSeq, a predicted model, not a curated record
GCACUCGUCGUCGUUCUCGUUCACAAAAUCGAAAGAAAAGAAUCACAAAUAUUUGCUUUGUGAUUCCUUUCUAAUUGCAUUUAACCAUAGAUAAAACCCCAAGUACAUAUUCUUGAGAAUAAACACGAAUAAUCUUGAUCUGGUUGUUGUUUUUCCAAAUAAUUUGCUCAUAGCAGACACUUGAUUCCACACCGUGUAAUGGGCGAUAGAGAUUGGAGACUAUUUGUUUACGGUGGAGUCGCAUCAAUUACAGCUGAAUUUGGUACAUUUCCUAUUGAUACAUCGAAAACCCGCCUUCAGAUUCAAGGUCAAAAGAUCGAUGGAAAAUUCACACAGCUGAGAUACCGUGGCAUGAUAGAUGCAUUUAUAAAAAUAACAAGGGAAGAAGGAAUCGGCGCUUUAUAUUCUGGCAUCUGGCCAGCUGUACUGAGACAAGCCACCUAUGGAAGCAUAAAAUUCGGAACGUAUUAUUCGUUGAAGAAACUCCUUGACGAAAGAGGCUUGCUCAUCGAUGCUGAGACCGGUCGCGAACCAGUAUGGAAGAAUAUGGUGUGUGCGGGGACGGCUGGAGCGAUUUCCAGUGCAAUUGCCAAUCCUACAGAUGUUCUAAAGGUCCGUAUGCAGGUUCACGGGAAGGGCACACAAGACAAGGGACUUGUGGGGAGCUUCCACGAUAUUUACAAAUACGAGGGAAUCGGAGGUCUGUGGCGUGGUGUCGGGCCAACAGCUCAGCGGGCGGCUGUCAUUGCGGUUGUAGAACUUCCCGUCUAUGACUUCUGCAAGGUGCAUCUCAUGAGCAACUUUGGAGAUCAUGUAGCCAAUCAUUUUAUAUCUAGUUUUGUAGCUGGUUUAGGAAGUGCAAUUGCUUCUACCCCAAUUGAUGUGAUAAGGACGAGGUUGAUGAACCAAAGACGUAUAGCGGUGGCGAAUGCCGGAACUACAGCAGCAACACUUUAUACAGGAAGCUUUGAUUGUGCUCUUCAGACUGUUCGAAAUGAAGGAGUUUUCGCUCUAUACAAGGGAUUCAUACCGACUUGGAUACGAAUGGGACCUUGGAACAUUAUCUUCUUCAUAACAUAUGAACAGCUUAAAAAGUUCUAGUAGUACAAACAAACAAAAGAAAAAAAACAAAGAAAAAUCAACUUGAAACUAACGAAGAACCAAAAGUGGCUAAGGACAAGUUCAAAAAUAACUAAGUUUUUGAAUUCUUUCUCUAAUUUCGAUACAACAAAAAAAAAACAAAAAAAUCAACACCCAGAGUUGCACUUAAAUUUUCUUGUCUUGGGAGCUCUUCUUGGGUUAUACCUCUUAUUAUAUAGUUUAGACAUUUUUAACUAUACAAUUCGAUUUAUUACAAGAUAUCUAUAUAUAUAUAUAAAAAUAAAUAAUUUUUUCUUAUUGGCACGCCAAAGUAGUGUAAAAACAAACAAACAGAAAAAAACAUACGAACAUUUAAAAAAAGCAAACACUUUAAAACACAGUUAUAAAAAUGUAUGUUUUCUAAAAGCAAAUUGAGGAUAAGGUGUAUUUAUUAUAAAAUAUUAACAAGAAAAAAGUAUUUUCCUACAUUAACAAAAAUGAACUGUACAAACAUUGUAUGCUUUUAAAUGGUAGCAUUUAUAAAAACAUAAAUAAAUACAAAUCAUAUUUAAUUUAUAAAAAAAAAAAAAACAAUACAAAAAAAGUAAUGGUUGCAGUUAAAUAAGUUAAAAACAAACAAACAUUGAUAAACAUAGUUUAUCUGUAUAUUUACGAGAGUUGUGUUAAGUUUUAAAAAGUUUUUUCUUUUGUAAUAAUUUUUAAUUUUAUUUUUUCUGUAUUAUAAUGAUAAACAAAAAAUUGACGACAUUUAUUUUGUUAAUAUAAGGCGUAAACAAAUCUCAAAAUAAAAAUACUUACGAAACC